Messenger RNA from Homarus americanus (American lobster), 541 nucleotides. RefSeq names its product gastrula zinc finger protein XlCGF71.1-like. Gene Ontology annotation, biological process: regulation of transcription by RNA polymerase II. The transcript is spliced from 3 exons. The record is from RefSeq and is a predicted model, not a curated record. NCBI's taxonomy places the organism in Eukaryota, Metazoa, Arthropoda, Malacostraca, Decapoda, Nephropidae. Gene Ontology annotation, molecular function: RNA polymerase II cis-regulatory region sequence-specific DNA binding; DNA-binding transcription factor activity, RNA polymerase II-specific. The annotation marks the transcript as partial.
CAUGGAAGCCCUUGCUGCACGGCCUUAAUAUUUACGCCACACUGUCUGGUCCGUUUCUCCUGCACGAUGAAUCUGGUGUGAAAUAUAUGGGAGAUGUUACAACAAAACUCUGGGAAAUUGAACUGCUCCAUAACAGAUGAAAAUGAUAAUGGAGCAUGGAUCAAGAGCUGCCACCAUCACUAUCACCAACACUACCACCACCAUGGCACUAUCAUCACUGCCACUACCACAGCACUACCACCUAUAGCAAGAUACUGUCAUGUCACAUCUCAAGACCAAGUGUAACUAAGUACAAGUUCACAAUGUCAAGCAGAGAUAAAAAGUUCUCCUGUGAGGAAUGUGGGCAAUGUUUCUCCGAGAAGAGUACUCUCAAGGCACUCAUUGUUGUACACAAUGGUGUAAAGGAGUUUGAAUAUGAGGAAUGUGAGAAAUGUUUCUCCCAGAAGGGUCAUCUGAAGUCACACAUUCUUGUACACAAUGGUGUAAAUGAGUUUGAAUGUGAGGAAUGUGAGAACUGUUUCUCCCAGAAGGGUCAUCUCAA